UCUCUGGUUGGAGAAAAAAAGAAGAGAAAUUGAAAAUAGAGAAACUGGAAAAAAUUCAAUUCGUUGAGCUGUUAACAACAAGAAACUGAAAGUCAGUCAUUCUUCAAUCAGUGGCGCGUAGUGAAGGAUGGAGAAGAGUACGUUUGCGUCGUGCUCGAAUUAUUUCGGCAGAUUGCGGGGCAAAACACGCAAUAUCGACGAGGGCAUUGAGAAACUUUCUGAAACCUGGAAAACUCCACAACUCCUCAUUGGCGGCUACGCGGAGCGUACGGCUGAAACUAAUGUCUACCUGGAGGGGUUGUGGGAGUCUAUACGGAAUAUUAGCGUUGCGAUAGAAAAACUUCAGUCAAAAUUGGAACCAUCCUUGGAUAAGACAGAUCAGUUACUGAAAGAAUCACAAGUGAUGUACAAAGAUUUAAAAGAGCAGUGCGACAAUUUGGACAUUGUUCUAGCGGAAUAUGGCUAUCAUUAUGAUGAGAGUAACGGUGGACAAGAGAAUCAUUCACGAAACGAUAAUCAGAAUUCCAUGAAUAACAAUGCUUUUGAUACUGAAGAAAUGCUUGAUAUGGAAGUUGAAUUUACGCCGAACUUGACAUGGAAAUGUAAGGCUAAAUCCAGAGAAUCGGACUCAUCCAAUACAAGCCAGAGGAAUACCAUCAAGGGUAUCACAACGCCUGUAUUCAAAAGUCUAGAAUCAGUUUUACAGUCAGAGAUUCUGAAUGGAAAAGGAGCGUUUAUAUAUAACACAUCAGUGCAAAAAUCAAAUUAUUCAAAACAAAUUACAAAAGUAUUGAGGAGAUAA
Mycetomoellerius zeteki is the source of this 802-nucleotide messenger RNA. RefSeq lists its product as uncharacterized. The transcript is spliced from 3 exons. Lineage: Eukaryota; Metazoa; Arthropoda; Insecta; Hymenoptera; Formicidae. Bases 128 to 802 code for a protein of 224 amino acids. The record is from RefSeq and is a predicted model, not a curated record.